Messenger RNA from Prunus avium (sweet cherry), 1023 nucleotides. RefSeq names its product GTP-binding nuclear protein Ran-3. Lineage: Eukaryota; Viridiplantae; Streptophyta; Magnoliopsida; Rosales; Rosaceae. Gene Ontology annotation, molecular function: GTPase activity; GTP binding. Gene Ontology annotation, cellular component: nucleus; cytoplasm. Gene Ontology annotation, biological process: protein import into nucleus; ribosomal subunit export from nucleus. The record is from RefSeq and is a predicted model, not a curated record.
UGUAGUAUAAAACCCCUAAGUCCCUCACCUUCUUCAUUUACUAGUGUGCUUCCUCAGAAUUCCACAAACACGUUGAUCGCUUUCCUCCGAGCCUCAAAUCCAUUCACAUUUGCAGCUCUCUUCGCUCUCGCUAUGGCUCUUCCGAAUCAGCAAACUGUCGAUUACCCUAGCUUCAAGCUUGUUAUCGUCGGCGACGGUGGAACUGGCAAGACCACGUUUGUGAAACGCCAUCUCACUGGAGAGUUUGAGAAGAAAUACGAACCAACUAUUGGUGUUGAAGUUCAUCCGUUGGACUUCUUCACAAACUGUGGGAAGAUCAGGUUCUACUGUUGGGACACCGCUGGUCAGGAGAAGUUUGGUGGUCUCAGAGAUGGUUAUUAUAUUCAUGGGCAGUGUGCAAUCAUCAUGUUUGAUGUUACUGCUCGUUUGACAUACAAAAAUGUCCCCACAUGGCACCGUGAUCUCUGCAGGGUGUGUGAGAACAUUCCCAUUGUUCUGUGCGGAAACAAGGUGGACGUGAAAAAUAGGCAGGUGAAAGCAAAGCAGGUUACCUUUCACAGGAAGAAAAAUCUCCAGUACUACGAGAUUUCUGCCAAGAGUAACUACAACUUUGAGAAACCUUUCUUGUAUCUUGCCAGAAAGCUUGCAGGAGAGACUGAGCUGCGUUUUGUUGAAUCACCUGCUCUUGCUCCUCCAGAAGUUCAGAUUGACAUGGCUGUCCAAGCAAAGCAUGAACAAGAAUUGGCACAGGCAGCUGCACAACCACUUCCAGAUGACGAUGAUGAUCUGUUUGAGUAGUGUGUUAUUAUAUUUCUGGAUUUUGUUUAGGCUGUUUGAUGUGAUCUGUGACUCGGGUUUCGGUUGUCAAGAAAUUUAUGACUUCACAAUCUCACUGGUUUUCUCCUUAGAUAUUAGGGUUGGUUGUUGCCAUGGGUACGUGUGAAAAGCUGAGAGACAUCUCUUGUUAGUAGGUGUUAUGUGGGAUUUACAUUUUAACCCGUUAUAUUGAAUUCUAAUUCUCUA